AUGCCUACGCGCGCGCUGGCCCUUGCAGCCGCGGCCUCUGUGCCCGCUGCGGGUGCGGAGCUCGCCAGGUUUCCGCUGCAGCGCCGCGAGUUCGACUUCCAGGAGAGGAUCGAGUCCAUCCACCUGAGCGCAUCGCGCAUGGAGGCGAAGUAUGGAGCUGUUCAAGGGACCACCAGCGACGUCGUGAUCCAGGACUACCAGAAUGCCGAGUACUAUGGCGACAUCACCGUGGGCACCCCGGGCCAGACCGAGUCGGUCAUCUUCGACACAGGCUCCUCGAAUCUUUGGGUGCCCCAGACCAAGCCGUGGUUCUCAAGCCACAAGGUCUAUAGCCAUGACAAGUCCAGCACUUACAAGAAGAACGGCACCGUCUUCAAGAUCCAGUACGGGUCUGGCCCUGUCAGCGGCUACUAUUCUUCCGACACCGUCAGCAUCGGAAACCUGCAGCUCAAGGACUACACAUUCGCCGAGGUCACUGACACUUCGGGCCUGGGACUGGCGUACCGCCUUGGUAAAUUUGACGGCAUAUUGGGCCUCGGGUGGGACUCCAUCUCCGUCGGGGGCGUGCCGACUCCCAUGCGUGCAUUGGUCGAGUCUGGCCAGCUGGCCGAGCCGGUGUUCGCAUUCUACCUCGGCAACAACCAGCCCGGAGAGUUGGUCUUCGGCGGCGUGGACCCGAGGCAUUACACGGGGGACUUUACCUUCGUUCCUUUGAGCUCCGAGACCUACUGGGAGGUCGACCUGAACGGCGUGAAGUUGGGCAGCUCUUCCGUCGCAGGACAGGGCAAGGCCAUCGUCGACUCGGGUACCUCCCUUCUCGCGGGCCCCACCGACGCCAUCAAAGCGAUCGCGGACAAACUCGGCGCGAAAAGUGUCAUGGGCAAGGCGUACUCGGUCGACUGCAACGCCGAUAUCCCGGACCUGUCCUUCACCCUGGACGGCAAGGAUUUCGCCCUGAAGAAGGCGGACCUCAUCCUGCAGGCCCAGGGCUCGACGUGUAUCCUUGGCUUGAUGAGCGUUGACGUGCCCCCGCCGCGCGGCCCACUGUGGAUCAUGGGUGACGUGUUCAUGCGCAAGUACUACGUGCAGUUCGACUGGGGCAACAAGCGCCUCGGCUUCGCGGAGGCGGCCCAGGCAGUGACCGAGCUCGUGGUCUGA
Messenger RNA from Prorocentrum cordatum, 1158 nucleotides. NCBI's taxonomy places the organism in Eukaryota, Dinophyceae, Prorocentrales, Prorocentraceae. The record is from the annotation of a GenBank genome assembly.